Molecule: messenger RNA, 2629 nt
Organism: Exaiptasia diaphana
Lineage: Eukaryota; Metazoa; Cnidaria; Anthozoa; Actiniaria; Aiptasiidae
Exons: 5
Coding region: 51-2165 (704 amino acids)
Source: RefSeq, a predicted model, not a curated record
AGAAAGAGUACUCAACUAAGAACAACUGAGAAGUGCAGAAAAAAUUGAUAAUGAGKUUUCGGUUCACGAUUUGUGUGACUUGCAUCACGCUCAUGUUGGUGCUCACCAAUCUCGUCGAGUCUGCUCGUGUUGCAUCUGACGACGAGUCCUCAUCCAACGGCGCAAAUAAAAUGAACAAGACAGUGGAGGCAAUGAAGAGCAUUAUUGGUGCACUCGGCAGACAAAUGCUUCUCCAACAACUGUUUCUCGAGGAAAGAAUUCGUUCCGAUGCAGAUUCAGGUGUGAAGCAAGUAAGACACACAAUAGACGGCACWCGCAACUACCAUUCCGCUUCACAUACUGGCAGAAGUGCCGUUUCCAUCCACGACCAUUCCAAUAACAUCCGUACUGUAGGCAUGGGAGAAUUCAUUGGGGUCCUCAAUGGUGUUGAAUUCCGRACCAGACACAACGACUAYCGUCUCUACAUGCCACACAGGACCAAGAAAGACUUCCAUGCUGUWGAAAACAUACCUUUYCCAAAUGUUCCACCUGAGGUGCUGAAUAAGAAUAACGUUUCUGAACAGAUCAAAGAAAUGCGAGAAUGGUUUAAAGCAUGGAAAGAUCAAAAUCACAAGACCAGAGAUUAUCGAAAAUACUUUAAACCAGUUCUGUGUUAUUURGAGGGRGCRUGGACAACCUCUACCAAGGGUAAAGUUGAUGAACCUUUCGAGAGUGACAGRCACUUUGUCGACGCWAGCAGCUGGUUUGACUUGCAAGAGAAAAUCCGCUUCACCUCGUACACUGGUCGCAAGGACAACUUGGAGAACUUCUCGUUUCUUCCAACAACCAUCAUGAACGUUACAGAAGAAGGWUAUCCACAGUUUGCMCAGUGGAACUACCGCAUUGCUUGCCAUCCRCUCAGCCGMGAUCUUCCUCUGAAYCGCCUUCGUGUAGUUGACGAAAUUGGUCUCCGUUUGUCUCACCAAAUGACAUACAAUCAGCAUGGCAUGASUCGAGCCGCACGUUUUCARAUCAAUCCUUUUGAUACAGACAAGUGGACUGAACGUAAAAAYGGAGCUCGUUAUGGACUUUUAGAUGAACUUAUGGGUGAGAUUCCUGGAAAAGACAACUAUCAAGGUAACUUGACAGACAGUGCGUUCGACAUAAUGGCAUUUUCUAGAAACCCCAAGAUCAAGGAGAAGCUCAGAGCAGGCCGGUACCAUCGUUGGUUUGAAGUCGAACAAGUAGGAGCAAUGGGUCUUUCGGUACGCCAUCGUGGAUACUCCGAUGCCACCGUCUUCAUGGCAAUGAACACCCAGCCAAAGAUCGCAGGAUUGGAUUUGACCCGUUGUACAGGUCCGAGGAAAAACCGUGUUUGCAAGACAAUUAAUCAAAAGUGGUCGUACGCCAUUCCUCUUGAGAUCAUCUACUUGACACCAUUGAACAAGUGGAAUCCUUAUAACAUCCAAUACAAAGGUGAUUCUAGGUCAACACUUGGUAAAACGGUUGAAGCAGGAGGUACUCGCAAUGGAGGGUUCUCGAAGGCKAAAGCCUUUAAUGGCAUACACAGUAGAAAGUACUACCAAACACCYGUGGAGUUCUUUUCAGGGGGCGAGGUUGGKUCAGGAGCAGCAGACACGACAAGGAGCUCUGUUGGAGUACUCGACAAAGAAGGUAAUYUACAUAAGUGCGCAGCCAGUGGGACACGAAUCUUCUUUCCUCAAAUUGCUGGUGUUGGCAUUCUACGUCAGAGAUAUCCCAUCAUGCCUGUUCAUGGUGAAGGAAGUUCUGUUUGGAAAGAACUGGAAGCGAUUAAAGAUUUACUGAUGAAAUCUAAGACCUAUAACUACAUUUUCCGCGAUGAACCAUUAGGCGGUGGGUCAUCCUCAGGUGGCGGCGGUGAGCCUCCCAAGGUCAUCAGAUACAAUAUGCAGUUGUCAAGAAGCAACAAAACUACUCCUCAUGUACACGUAGUUGAAUUGACUCCAGAUGAGGUCGAUUACAUUAAAGCGGGGCAGAUAUUAGUGAAGACGACAGAGCAGACUAACGGUCACGUGCACCGCUUGACGUUACAGAACAGGCCGGGACGAACCUUCUAUAUUAGGAAKUGCGACAGUCGAGACACAAGAACAACAAGAUGUUGGGACCAACACAACCGCUGGAUUAUACGUCUACCCAACCAGUAAUCCCAUCAGUUGGUUUCACUUGGUCAAACAUAUCGAAAUAAGUGAUCAGAAUGAUUCAAUUAAAGCAUAUGACGUCACUGAGGGAUCUGUAAACACAUACAUGUUAUUUUCAACGGCUGUGAAGUAGCUAACGUACCCUGGGUACCAGAGCGUUAUCYUUUACCCUCUCUCAUAUUUCAUUUUAAGGUGGUUUCACCGUUUCAUCGACCUUACCGCUUCAAAAUUAGCAGCACUUUGGCACCGUAUAUAAACUAUGAGAAAGCAAAAAUUCCAAUUUCWGAUAUCCAGGGUAUAGCUACGGAGUUGAUAUUGUCGGGCAAUCAUCUAAGAACUCAUAGACUUUUCUAUUUCACAAUCAUUGAGAAAUCGUUAUAUAGGUGCAGGGUAUACAAGCUAACAAAAUAUAUAAACAGUUGAUUGUUUUCUUUGAAUCUAAGCAAAGGGCAAUAAACAAGAAAACUACA